AUGUCCGUUCCUAUUCUCACUAUCCCAGAGUCCGCCUUUGACCCUAACGCAUACACUGCCGGCCGGAGACAGCAGACUAAGCUCAUCAAAUACCUUCUAAGCUUGACCCGUGGAUCCGCAGGACUUUUGGUUCUAGCUUAUUUGGUGGGACUUUUCGGUAUCAAGCCACUUAUGGAACUUGCAACGUCGCAGAGAUUAGACUUUCUCGAAGCCUGCCGAGGCAAGUUAAGGGACCUAUACUUGAAUGUGAUUGGCCGUGUCAACUACAUUCCAAUUGUGGCCAUCAACAAGAACGACGGGUCCGGGAAACGCUAUGCAGAUGCUGUCUGCCAGACAGAGGAUUUGAAUGCUAAGGAGCCACAGCCAGAAGCCUUGGGUCUUGAAGCUGUUCAAGCAAAACUCACCAAGCUUUCCGAUGUGUUGAGGCAGUGUGAUAGUUAUGAGUCCACGAAAUUGCCCCACUAUAAAGUCAUGGACUUUCUGCUCAAGGAUUUCAGACAAAAGACAGAUAUGGUAUAUUUCAACCAGCGAGAGCUUUUCGACAAGAAAAAGGAAGCCAAUAGCAAGGAGAAGGCUAAGAACUUGGCCCAGGAGGUCAAGACCAAUAUUCGCCUGAUCAAGGGAAUGUACAUGAGUGGACAAGUGUAA
Messenger RNA from Sungouiella intermedia, 648 nucleotides. The record is from the annotation of a GenBank genome assembly. NCBI's taxonomy places the organism in Eukaryota, Fungi, Ascomycota, Pichiomycetes, Serinales, Metschnikowiaceae.